GUUCAUACGCGCUACGCCUCCUUUACCUGCUUUGACUGCUACAUGUCACAGCAAGAACGCCGACCCUGCGAGCCUCGCCUUAGGCGGCGUCGCCCACACCGAAAAUCCAGACAGGGCUGUAGCGAAUGCAAGGCACGACACAUCAAGUGUGACGAACGCCGCCCAUCCUGUGCCAAUUGUGUCAUUUCCGAGCGGCCGUGCUCAUAUCCUGUCCAUGAUCCUCCGGAUUCUGCGCCGAUUACUCGAAAUGUUAUCCGAACGGCUGGCAAUAUCGCGCCUGAAGUGUCGGAAGUGAGUGAUUGUUUCAAUGCUAUCCAUCUAGCCUGCCUCCACCACGCUGAGACGCAAAUGGAAAAGUACAUGGCGCUCUCCGAAAGCGCGCAGCCCAUUAUCGAGCUGGCUAUAGCAUGUACCGACACUGCACCCUUCCUGCUCGAUCAAGUGCUAGCACUAUCCGCGCUUCAUCUCUCUACAGAAGUAAACACAAAAAAAGAAGCAUACCACCGCCAAGCAACCUAUUUACAAAAUCGUGCUUUGCAAUUGUUCAACCAGUCAAAGGUGGAAGUCUCGGACUCGAAUCGCCUGCCGAUGUUCCUGUUUGGUUCUCUUCUUGGUAUCCAUGUACUCAAGGAGACGCUUGCUGGCCACUCAGGCACCAUUUCAGCAUUUAUCGAGAAAUUCAUCCACUAUCUACAUCUACACAGAGGAAUUCGUGCAUUCAUAUGCGAUCAAUCUUGGAACCAAAUCCUCCAGUCGGAUCUCAAAUCGCUAUUGUAUUUGUCGCGUCUUAGCCAACGCAUGGAAGAUCAGGCACCCGGAGCGGAAACCAUCAAACUCCGAACGCUGUUCGACAGCUAUAAUGCCAGGGACGAUGUCAUCAUUGCGUGCCAAAGUGCAUUGCAAUGGAUACAAUGGAUGCUUGAUGUUUGCAAGCAAGAUCCGUCCGAAGAGCUUAUAGGGAUCCAUGCCAUUCUGGCAUGGCCGAUAGUGAUUCCCGAGGAGUAUAUUGACGCUCUAUGGAAGCAUCGUCCUGAGGCUUUCGCAGUUUUAGUUUUCUACGCCGCUGCUUUACAGCGUCAUCAAAGAUUCUGGGUCUUUGGCGAUUCUGGAACGUCCCUACUCAGCCUUUUAUCAAGCAGUAUUGGUUCUUUCUGGCUGGGACAUCUCGAUCUGUAGAUGUAGGGUACUACGGGAUAUUCUUGUUCGUUGAAAAC
Messenger RNA from Boeremia exigua, 1214 nucleotides. RefSeq names its product Upc2 protein. The record is from RefSeq and is a predicted model, not a curated record. NCBI's taxonomy places the organism in Eukaryota, Fungi, Ascomycota, Dothideomycetes, Pleosporales, Didymellaceae. The transcript has a single exon. Bases 43 to 1176 code for a protein of 377 amino acids. Gene Ontology annotation, biological process: regulation of transcription by RNA polymerase II. Gene Ontology annotation, molecular function: zinc ion binding; DNA-binding transcription activator activity, RNA polymerase II-specific.